AUGCCGACCCCUUUAGACAGAGCAUUGAAUUCCAAGGUACUACCAACAUGUCAGUCUACACUUUUGAGAAAUAAUCUAUUCCUAGGAUUUGCAGGAAUGGUCACUGCUGUGGCAGCCUAUACCAUCUUGGGCAGCGAUGUUCUUCCUGCACAGGCAGAUCCCACUGGCGACCCCGAAAACUGGACACUGGAUGAGAUGACAAGAUGGCUUAAAGCGAGGGGCCUUUUACCGAGUGAGGCUGCGACGCGUGAGGAGCUCCUUGAAAGAGUCAAAGCAAACCUCCGCAUACCGCGCAAGACAUCGGCUGGGCCGUAA
Molecule: messenger RNA, 315 nt
Organism: Penicillium crustosum
Lineage: Eukaryota; Fungi; Ascomycota; Eurotiomycetes; Eurotiales; Aspergillaceae
Product: Ish1 domain-containing protein
Exons: 5
Coding region: 1-315 (104 amino acids)
Source: RefSeq, a predicted model, not a curated record